Molecule: messenger RNA, 1047 nt
Organism: Lactuca virosa
Lineage: Eukaryota; Viridiplantae; Streptophyta; Magnoliopsida; Asterales; Asteraceae
Source: the annotation of a GenBank genome assembly
AUGGAGGAACAAUCAUCCAUGUGGCCCACCAUGGUGAUGAUAGUGUCACGAUGUGCCAACUCCCAAGUACUAUCAAUGUAUUGCCAAUGGAAUAUUACUUUAUCUCAAAUAAUUAAUACCACCCUAGCUAAAAUUCUACCCUAUAAAUCUGACGCUGGCCAUUUCUGCUUGAAUUCAUCACUAGAAGCUUUCGGAUUUGCAACAAUGGCCAAGAUAGCGAUCGGCUCAAUCCAGGAGGUGACCAAGCCUGACUGCAUCCAAGCGCUCGUUGUCGAGUUCAUCGCCACCUUUCUCUUCAUCUUUGCUGGUGUUGGAGCUGCCAUGACAACCGAGAAACUGGUGGGAAAUGAGGUGGUUGGGCUAUUUUUCGUGGCAAUGGCUCAUGCAUUAGUGGUGGGGGUGAUGAUCUCCGCUGGCUUCAGAAUCUCCGGUGGCCAUCUAAAUCCGGCAGUCACUCUUGGGCUAUGCGUCGGUGGUCAUAUCACCGUCGUUCGAUCUGUUCUUUACUGGAUUGAUCAGUUGCUUGCUUCAGUUGCUGCUUGUGCUCUCCUGAGUUACCUCACCGGAGGACUGGCAACGCCGGUGCAUACACUUGCUGUCGGAAUGGAUUCAUUACAAGGUGUCAUUAUGGAGAUUGUGUUGACUUUCUCAUUGCUCUUUACUGUUUAUGCUACUCUAGUGGAUCCAAAGAAGGGCUUUCUUGAAGGGCUAGGCCCACUUUUAGUUGGGCUUGUGGUGGGUGCUAACAUCAUGGCUGCAGGUGCUUUCUCUGGUGCAUCUAUGAACCCGGCAAGAUCUUUCGGUCCGGCUCUAGUGUCCGGUGACUGGACCGAUCACUGGGUCUAUUGGGUCGGUCCACUCAUUGGUGGAGGACUCGCUGGAUUCAUGUAUGAAAACUUCUUCAUUGUUAGGACUCAUGUCCCAAUUGUGACCGAUGAAUUUUAGAUUAAGAAGUUUAUUGUGAACGGUGUAACUUCUUUGCCAUUAGUGAAUAAUAAUUGUCUUGGGAUUUUUGUAUUCGAAUCUACAAUGUAUGUUUUAAUGAAA